AUGGACGGCAACGCACUGUCGCCUGCAGUGACAGCGAGCAUCACACUGGGUUCCAUUCUCGGUUUACUACUCAUCGCACUGAUUGCCGGAUCUUUGUGUUGGCGAGAAGCUCAUCAAUCUCAGGGACCGAGUGUCUUUCCAAUCCUGUUCGCGGCCGUGCUUGGACGUUUGUUCAAGGCUCUCAUGAAUUGGCGCCUUGAGCACGGUGCGAAGUUGGGUUUUCUGGAUCUCCUUGCUGGUAGUACCAGUGCAGCGAACACGAUCCUCACGCAGAUCCACAUUGGGUUGCCGAGUCUUCUUGGCCUGAUCUUGCUGGUAGCAUGGGCCUUCUCUCCACUGGGAGGUCAAGCAACGCUGCGAGUCCUACGUCUUCAAAGCUCCGACACGCUCACGACGAACGACAUCAUGUACAUGACAAACAACAUCACCUACAUGACUUACGUGUCUGGAAGUCUGGGCCUUCUCGGGACAUUGAUAAAUGGUCUUUUCAACGCCGCACUCCUCGGCCCGAGGAGGGUCAAAGAGUCACCGGUGGACACGUGGAAUAACGUGAAAAUCCCGAUGAUUGAGUACAUCGCUCAGGACCAGCAAUUAAUCAUCAAUAGCACUUGGCUGCCAGUACCACAAGAUGAUAACGUGGUGUAUUCCUCGCUCAUUGGUAUACCGAUUUCGACUAUGCCUUCCGACUCCAGAUCUACCUUCUUCAUGGAAACGUCGUACCUGAUCUUGGAUUGCUCGAAGAUCAAGAUGGUGGAUCAGGAGGAUGGUACAUUCUUUGGGAGCCAGGCCGUUGUAGGCACGUCCAGUGCGAAUGGAACAACCGCCGAUAGGAGGUUUAUGAGUGUCGUGACCGAGGAGGUCCACUACUCUGGCAUAUUCACCAAUUCGACGGCCUCCAAGAACAUAUCGUGCCAUCGAGAUGAUCCGCACAACGACAUGGACCCUCGACUCGCCGCAUACUACUUUUGGUCUGGUUCCCCGGAAGAGGGGAUCGAGUUGUACAACACCCUUUGCAGCUUUCAAACCACUUAUGUGGAAGUCGAAGUAACCUGCGACGGUCCAGGUUGCCGAUCGACUCGGAUACGAAACUCUACUCUUGCCAAUCCUGCAAGAACGUGGACGUUAUUUGACGGCGAUCGAACAAAUUGUCUUUGGUGGGCGUGGUUCAUGCAACUCUUCAUGAAUAGUGUGACUGUGGGACGCAGCGGCGCGCCAACGCCAGUGCAGGGCUACUUCCUCGAUCCGAACUCACCCGCAUCUCCUCUCAGAAACAAGGGGCAGAAUCCGAUGCAACUGGACGCUCGCACGUUCGCCACCAGAUUUGCACAAUUACUCAACUCGUUCAUGCUCAUUUGCGCCGGACCAUACGCCGUGUCAUACGGCUUCGAUGGAGAUAUGCCGGGAGCGGAUAUUGAACAGGCGACGAAGAUAAACACAGCUGCGCAGUCAGUCCGCAGCUUCAAGAUCAUCGUUUGCGAUCCCGCAUGGCUGACUGUGCUUCUCAUCGCUUCCGUCUUCCUCCUCGCCGCAGGAGCAAUGUCUAUUGCGCUGCGGGCUAAGCGACGAACCCCUGAAUUGGCAUUGAACUGGUCGACCGUCAUUCGCGACAACCCGCACAUUCCUGGAGCGGACACUGCAUGUCUACUCGACGACCUACAGCGAUCGAAGCUGCUGCGGCACACUUCGUUGAUGUUUGGAGACGUCGCUUCCGACCGAGAUGUUGGGCACUUGGCCAUCGGAACGAAGGAUGGAGGCGCGAGCUCGCCACGGAAAGGCAAAGCCGGCGAUCCGAGGUAUAGUAUGCGUACCAGAGUCGUCGAUACAGCGGAACGACUCGUGCCGGUAGCAUGA
This is a messenger RNA of Zymoseptoria tritici IPO323, 1851 nucleotides long. RefSeq lists its product as uncharacterized. The transcript has 4 exons. The record is from RefSeq and is a predicted model, not a curated record. Lineage: Eukaryota; Fungi; Ascomycota; Dothideomycetes; Mycosphaerellales; Mycosphaerellaceae. Bases 1 to 1851 code for a protein of 616 amino acids.